Clarias gariepinus (North African catfish) is the source of this 2731-nucleotide messenger RNA. Its product is annotated as arrestin domain-containing protein 3-like. NCBI's taxonomy places the organism in Eukaryota, Metazoa, Chordata, Actinopteri, Siluriformes, Clariidae. The coding region runs from base 154 to 1389 and encodes 411 amino acids. Gene Ontology annotation, biological process: protein transport. The transcript is spliced from 7 exons. Gene Ontology annotation, cellular component: cytoplasm; plasma membrane. The record is from RefSeq and is a predicted model, not a curated record.
AACCACGUGACUUUGUUUGCCUGGAAGGUCCGCGCCUUUGAGGGGAAAUUCCACAGUUUGUUAACAAACACUCCAGAGUUGCUCAGUGUGCUCCGGCGUGUGUGAGAGUAUGCAGUGUGUGUUCAGCUCCGACAGCAGCCUCGAGUAGGAACCAUGUCUGGAAACAUCAAAAGCUUUACAAUAAACUACGAGCCGGUUAAUGACAGCAACACGUUUACCAAUGGUGACAUUGUCCGCGGGAGAGUGGUGCUGGAAGUAAGCAAAGAGGUGAAGAUUGAUAAACUUUAUGUCAAGUGUAAAGGAGAAGCGAAGGUACACUGGACCGAGUCUAACAGCGGCGAUAACCCGGACGACUCGUACAGCGCUUCAGAGAGAUACUUCAAACUCAAACAGGUCUUCAUUUGGGAUAACUCUAGGAUGGAAGAAACUGGAGCCACACUUGUAACAAAUGGGGAGACAUACAGGAACUUGGUUACGCCAGGACACCAUUCCUUUCCAUUUUCAUUUCAGCUUCCUCACAGGCCCACACCAUCAUCUUUUAAAAGAGAACAUGGAUCAAUUACAUAUGUUCUUCAUGCCAGACUGAGUAGAUCAUGGAAGAUCCCUAAAACUGUUGUGAAGGAAUUUACCUUUGUGUCAAACAGACACAGUAGAAAUGGAGCUCAUUUAAUGAGACCACUUUCUGGGUCUGUAGAAAAAAAGAUGAGACUUUUCACCUCUGGAAAUGCCUUAGUUAGAGCGUCUACUGACAAAACGGGCUACAUGCCAGGUGAGAGAAUCAAGGUUGAAACACAUAUUGAAAACUCUUCAUCUCGUGCUUUAAAGCUCAAAUUUAAACUUGAACAAAAACUGACGUUCAUUGCCCAAUCUCGAACGAAGCACGAAACAAAAGUUAUUUUCAAAGCUGUGGAAGACCCCAUUCCAUCCAGGUCUAAGAAAACCUUCACAAGUAGGCUGAAGAUCCCAACUAACUUGGAUGCAAACAUUACUGACUGUAACAUUAUUAAAUUGGAGUACAUGCUCAAGGUGUAUUUAGAUGUGCCCUAUGCGAAAGACCCAGAGAUUAUUUUUCCACUGGUCAUUAUUCCAGCAGGACAGUACUGUUUUCCCCAACAAAAUUCAGUAGAUGGCAACUUGAAUUUGAACACACGUGAAGCAAUGUCGACAGUUUCUACAGUCUUUCCAGGACCUGUUGCCUUCCCCCAUGUUUCUACUGCUACUGCCUUUGAACCAGCUCAGAAUCUAUACCCAUGUCUGUAUCCUCUGCCAGCCAAUCAAGACGAACCACCACCUUCCUAUACAGACAUUUUUCCAGACUCAAAUUCAGCAUCAGGAUUCAGUCCAUCUAUGUUUCCCUGCAUGCCUCCUCCUUACACCACUGAUUUUUAAAAUUCUCCGUACCACCAUCCACCAGCGUUUCCAAGCACCACAGGACACUGGCAAAAUCCAGCAAAUCAAGACUUUUAUCCUACUAAAUAAACUAAAACAUUCACCUCUGUCAUUGUUUUCAGAGCAUUACAAGCUAUAGAUUCUUCUAUAAUGAGCAAUCCAGAGGCAGAUGUUCCAAGGAAAAAUUCCCUGAAAUGACAUGAAGAAGAAACCUGGAGAGGAACCAGACUCAGAAGAGAAUUCAUUUUCAUAUGGGUGACUGGAUAGCAUGAUCAUGAAUACAUCCCUUCUAGAACUGUGUGCUGCAUGGUGUAAGCUAUCCAUGGUGCAGUUGUACAAGAGAAAUUUAAUUUCAUUUAACAUGCAGUCCACUUUUUUCAGGUGUCCAACUGUUGACUGAUAGAGACUUUGGUACAAAAUGGUCAUGGAAGUUUUAAGUCCUAAAAAUUUCAGAGCCAUAUUAUAUUCAUAAGCCCAAAGCCUGUUUCAUGAUUUUUUGGUAUUGACUUGUGUAUAUGUAAGCAGAACAUACGGGGCCAUCAUUAGCACUGAUUGGUGUCUAUGUGAUGAGAACUCCAACAAGAAGUAGCUUAGUCAGAUAAUGGAUUACAUUUUGUAAAAUUUGCUAGCAGGACUAGCUAUUACAACAUAACUAAAAGGGAGAACCAGAAGUAAAGAGGGUACUCUGGAAUGUAAAGCAGUACUACUACAUUGUCGACACACAAGAGCGAACUUGUUUGAGGAGGGACAGCAUCCAAAAAUAUCAGUUGAACAAAAAUCUUCUGCUCAUGAACUUUUCAGAUUUGCUCCUUAAGGACAAACUAUGCAAAAAUGUUUAAUUAAACUAUGCCUGAUUGCCUAAUUGGAAAGCUAUUCCAUACCUAAAUGGCUUUGUAAGAAAAGAAAAGAAAAAACUUUGUCCCUGCUGUGGUCUUUUAUUAUGUGAUGUACCAACAAAUAGUUUACUCUUUUUAAUCAAAGUAGGUGUAUCAGUUCAUAUAAUUCAAGAAGUUUACUCAGGUGCUGUGGUGACCAUUCAGUGCAUUUAUAGGCAAAGUAGUAUUUUAAAUUCAAUUAGUGGAACAUCCGGAAAGUACGGCAUUACAAUAAUCCAACUGUUUACUGUUCCACCUGUUAAUCCAAAUUAACAAAUUUAAUCACUGUGUUUAUGCAUUUGUAAUACUGCAUAUGGUUUAUUAUUUAGAGAGCUCUAUUUUUCUGUGAUCUAAUUUUAUUUUAUUUUAUAAAACAAAAUCAUGUAUAUUUAUAGAAGUGUAUACUGUAUACCAUAUGUGUAUAAGUGUGCCAAAAUAAAAAUAAGAUAAAUAUGACAAAUGGAUAA